This is a messenger RNA of Topomyia yanbarensis, 775 nucleotides long. Its product is annotated as general odorant-binding protein 67-like. The transcript is spliced from 4 exons. Bases 136 to 723 code for a protein of 195 amino acids. Lineage: Eukaryota; Metazoa; Arthropoda; Insecta; Diptera; Culicidae. The record is from RefSeq and is a predicted model, not a curated record.
UGUCAUUGCCGCGUAGUAUUUAACAAAGAAGAGUAAUUCAAUUGAAAUUCUAGUAACUAUAUAAUCAGACAAAUCAAGGCAGAUAUUUUCAUUACCAGUUUGUUUCGAUAAAGUAAACACCAAAGUGCUGCGAAAAUGUCAAAAAUUAUCACGUUUGCUGUUGUCGCUACUGUUCUACUAAAAUCUGCAAUAUGCCAACCGCAGGCUGACAGCGCAUCAUGUAUGCAUGGAAACUCCAAAACGAUCAAGGAUUGCUGCCAGUUUCCAUCGUUCGUGGAUCAGAGUAUUAUGAAUCGCUGUGCUACCGAAAAUCCAACGAUUGCUCCUGCUCCCGGUGUCAAAAAGACGGAAGGAUGCUGCAUCGCCCAGUGUCUGAUGACAACGCUGAACACCUUCAAGAACAAUACCAUAGAUAAAACGGCCCUCAAAAGAGCAUUGUCCACGUCCAAUAUCGGAUCGGAUCGUAACUUUGGUCCACUGAUUAACAGCACCGUGGACGAAUGUGUUAACAUUGUCAGCACUAAUCCAGCAUUCAAAGCGACGCCGGUUUCGUCGACGCCGGGCCGGGCGGCUUGUAGUUUUAUGCCGGAAGGAUUUUUCAACUGUUUCAAAUCGACACUGUUUCAGAGAUGUCCUGCCGCGGUUUGGACCGAUAGUACCGACUGUAAACAGCUGAAGCAGAAAUCAAUCUCGGGAUGUUCGUUUGUGGCUCUGAUGGGUUAGAAUGAGAUAGUGAAGAUGGUACGUGUCGAAGUAUUUCAAGAAUCAAGUUCAA